AUAAUGUGAGUGCACAAGUUAAAUUUGUGAUUUGUUAAUUAUUUGCGUUCACGAAAAUCUUAAAUAAUACGAAAAUUAUUAGUUUAGAAGUAGACAGAGACUUAAAUUAAUAUUAUUACUAGUUUAUGGAUUGUGAUUUACUGUUGAAAUGAGCCUUUUAUCUAACGCAUUUACAGCAGCUGCCCAUAAGCGGCAUUGCACAGAGGCUCCCGGUCUAAAGUUCUUGACGCAUAAUUUUUGCGCCUUAUCUAUGUAGGGAAGCUAAGAAGGAUUUUUUAACUAAAUCAUAAAGAAAAUGGCUUAUAACGAAAAAGUAAGGAUAACGUAACAAUGCAAUCAACAUACUUAUGUGUAGUAAUAAAAUUAUAGCGUUGUUAUAUGUAUGUACUACAAACUAGCAGAACCAAGGAUAACGUGCCAUAGCAAAAAAGUAUUUGAAUAAUAUCCACUCUUGCUGCAUCUAAUACAAGUGAAUGAGGAUGACCCAUAAACAAAAACGAAACCGACUACCUAAUUUUACGCCUGCUGAAGAAAGUUUUUUACUAUCAUUGGCACAUAAAUACGUUAAUGUAAUUGAAAGUAAACUAACUGAUGCGCAGAUUUGGGAGGAGAAAAGAAAAGCAUGGGAAAAUAUUGAUAUUGAAUUUGGUAAUAAGUUUGGCUGUAGAAGAGGAUCUAAAAAUUUACGAGAAAAAUAUGAUAAUUUGAAGCGUAAAUUAAGACGAAUGGAAAGCAAAGACAAAAACGAUGAGGAACAAACAUUUCAAAAGUUGUUUAUUGAUGAAAAUAUUGAAAAACUCUCAGCUAUAGUAGGAUUUUCAGCAGACUGUAGCUCAAAUGAUGUCGAAAGCAAUGACACAUUUGAGACUGACCCUGAAAUGAAUAAUAUGUUUAAUGCUUCAGCGCAGAGCUGUAGUUUUGACGAUCCGAUUCAAGAUUCCGAGACUGUUGAAAAGGAAGGCGAAAACAAGUAUUUGUCAUUAAAUUCAAACCACUCUGCACAGUGUAGAAAAAUCAAAUCUUCUCGAAGACCUGAUCGAAAACCAUGUUAUAGUGUAAAUGAUUUGCGAUCUGCCGAUAAACAUCGCCGGGACUGUAAGAGAAACAAAAGAGAAGCUGAAAAACACAGAUGGGAGUUCGAAAAGCACAACUUAAUUGUAAAAAAGCAAAAAUGGGAGCUUAAGGAAGCCAAACUAAAAACUAAACUUUUGCAAAUGAACUUAAAGAAUUCUAUACCUAGAGACGAUUUAAAAAGCUGCAUCAGCGCUAUAUCUGAAGAUUAUUUUCAAACAAAACCCCAAUGUCAUAUAAGAAUGCAAGACAAAACUAACGCACAAAGUAUCGAUGAAGCUCAGAACUCAAUCAACAUCGCCACAUUAUCUGCAAACAUUAAAGUCGAACCUACACUUGACAUUAUGGACAUUGGAAAUGACUGUACCAAUAACUCCAAUGAAAACUGCACAUCCAAAAGCCGAGUCGAAACGAAAACGAACAAUGAAGAACUUGGUGGUAUGUGUAAAAGAAUCAAAACAAUACCGUCGGUUUCCAGCGAUGAGCAACAACAGUGGGAAGUGGCUUUAAAGCAUGAUAUGGCCGAUACUUCAAAUGGCGCCCACAGUAGUUUUCUCGAUCCUAUCCAAUUAGUUGAGACUAAUAUUAUUUCAUCUAUUGGUGAUGAUGAUGAUAAUGAAGAUGAUGGUUGUCAAACUAGUGAGGAGUCCAUAUCCUUCGACGCAAAAACAGAUGAUCAAACAAAAGUUUCAACGCAUGAACAUGAUUUUUUAAAACUUCUAAAUAAACAUAGACUGCAGCAUUAUUGGGCUAAAUUGAAGGACAUGAAUAUUGGCUUAGACUACAUGCAGUAUAUAGAAGAGGUAGACGUUAGAGAUAUAUGUGGGCGUGAUAUUGGUGCGCGUAUACGGUUUCGUGCAUUAUUAGAAGAUUGGCGCACGUUACAUAGUCUCGCUGAAACUAUUACAAGUCCAAUAACAGUACUCAAUGAGGCCAAAAGAGUGAUUGCUGAACUCAAAGCGAUUAUAAAGCAAGCACCGUUUGUCAAAGAUCAAAACAGUGCCGUAACUUCCAACGAAAGUCAAUGCAGUCGGCAUACGAACUAUAAAAAAGUCUUACCUGAAACACCAUUCCAAUCUGUGAUAGAUUUUAAAGUGUUUGAAGAAUUGAUUAAAAACUCAGAAGAAGCAUAUCAAAAUUUGAUAACGGAAUUAACCGCACAACACAUAUACAAUCCUGUUAGUUUUCUGAAAACCUCAUGGCGUCGCAUAAUGAGCGAUCAUGUUGCGCAGCAUUUCUGCUGGACGGGCACACUAGAAAAGCUAGCUAUACGCACAUUGAGCGUGACGAAGGCAUUGAAAGAGGCCUAUCAGCGUAAAUUUGAUUUUUGUACUAACGACGAUUUCCAACGCACAAUUCAACCAUUUUUCCUACAUGCGAAAACACGUCUGCAGAAAAAACAAAACUAUGAGAAAUUAAAAGCGGCCAACAUAACAUUGUAAAGUUACAUGUGUCCAAGUAUGUACUUAGCAUUUAAGUUUAAGUUGGAGCUAAGAUAGGGUUUAGAAUCUUGUUGCGACGAGAAAAUUUCGUAAAACGUAAAAUUUCAUGAGGACUCAAAAAAUGUCGUUUUUUAAUAUAUAUUAUUUUUAACUCAGCCUCAAACGAGAAUUAUUAAUAGUAUUAAUUUGCUAAGUUAUUGUAAGAUAUGUAGAUUAAGCGCUUAAAAAAAUCUAAACUAAGCAAUUUAAUUGAAUUUACAUCAACCAAACGAAGUAUGCGAAUUUCAGUGGCGUUGAAAUAUUUGAAAUUUGUGCUUUGAACCCAGCUUCAGCAACCAGUGCGACACGUGUUAUGAAAACUGAUUUCGGUAAAUGUUCAGCAGAACGGCUUUUCUGAAAAAAUUUACUAAUUUUCACGGGAAAUACCUGAAAAUUAUUUUUUUUUUAAUUCUACUUCAAGAAUCGAUAAAACCGUUAAAAGCGUUACAUGCAGAAAAUGUUUCCAUUUCUUACUUGAUACUCUCGAUAUGCGUACUUACUUAUUGAUCGAGAUCUAUUUUCAUUUAUUUAUUUAACGCUAAUCGGCACUAUACAUCAAAUAACAAUUAUAAUUCUAAAUAAGACAUCAGGCUUAAACAUAUAAAAUUAGGAAUUAAACAAGUAACCUAGUUCGUAUGCUAGUAUUUUAAUAAACCUUUAUAACGAACUUUCUGAGGUUCUGUAGAGAUCCGCUGAAGAAGUUGACGUCACUGUGCAGAGAGUUUACCAAUCUACAGAUUCUUUCCUUUGGGCCAUUGAUUACAUAGUUUUUGUUCGAUCUGCACGUUUUCAGGAUUCAGGAUCUGUCUAAGGUUAAGCUCAUUUGGUAUGAUUUCAAAGUCUGCAAAGAUUUUUGGGGCAUCAAUUAAUCCAUUGAAGAUUUUGAAGAAGAAGAUAAGGUCUGCUAACUGCCGUCGAGAUUUCAGGUCAUUUAUUUUCAGGAUUCUUCGGACGUCUUCUGUUGAAUUGAUAUCGUUUCUGUGUCUGUUAUGAAAUAGCAGCGCUUUGCAGAACUUGUGCUGGAUUCUCUCUACUCUGUUGACCAUUGAGUCCGUGAAUGCGGACCAGAUCACUGUUCCAUAUUCUAGAAUGGGUACCACUAAUGCUGAGAACAGGCAGGUUAAUGAGCAAUUGUUCUCAAAUUCCCUACACAUACGAUUAAUCAACCCUAGUAAUUUGUAUGCCUGCGAAGUAAUUUUUUCGAUAUGUUUCUUGAAAUUUAGUCUUCUGUCAAUAGUGAUACCCAGGUCUCUGAUGUCUUCAAUAUUCAAUAUAACCAAUUAAAUUCUUUGUUAUUCCCACUGGUUCAGGUAACCAGCCACUGGGAAAGGUGUUCCAAUUUACAAAAAUCCUUGUAUAAGUUGCGACUAUAGUUUGUUCAAUUAUUGCGUUGUUGCUAGGAGUAUCGCUGUUUUCGAGCGUUUCGUCAUCAUUGUGGAGGACUUUUUGCGAUUAUUUCUUCACAUUAUCUAGCUUUGUAUUUCCUUACUUUUUUUACGUUCUGACUUUCUUUGUCUAGUUUUCGAACAAUUAUUCGAACUAUGAUGGCGUGUUUGUCGUUUAAAUCUAAAUUUAGUCCUUUCAAAGCAUAAAUGCAUUCACAGCUAAUUCAUGCUUGCUGCACUUUCUCCAUUUGCUGUCGGUUGAUCCAAUCCAGUCUACUUGUACUGUAAAUUGUAGCUGUUAUUAGCAGCAACAACAUCUGCGGCAUCAUUAACAGUAGCAAUAUCAUUCACAGCAACAACAUCAUCAAAGUAAUAAUUCGUGUAGAUUGUGGAUUGCUUUUUAAAUUUGCUUUCAUUUGUGUAUGAACGAUUAACAUUAGUGACAUUGUGUUCAUUACAAAUCGACUCUUCGAAAAAUAUAACAUCUCUGGA
Bactrocera tryoni is the source of this 4429-nucleotide messenger RNA. RefSeq lists its product as uncharacterized. The record is from RefSeq and is a predicted model, not a curated record. The transcript has 10 exons. The coding region runs from base 474 to 2513 and encodes 679 amino acids. NCBI's taxonomy places the organism in Eukaryota, Metazoa, Arthropoda, Insecta, Diptera, Tephritidae.